AUGACCGAUUCUGGACCGUCAAGAAAAAUGUCACGGGCAAAGUUGGUGAUACUUGGACGAGACAACUGUGGAAAGACAGCCCUGUGUGUUAGAUUCAUCACCAAGCGGUUCAUAGGAGAGUAUGACCAUAAAAAGGAAGUAACUUACAGGUGUCGGAAAACUAUCGACAAGGAGACCAUCGAUUUGGAGAUAUUGGACACAGCCAACAAGGAGUGUGUGGGUUCUGCAGCACCUUCUCUGGAGAGUUCCAUUAAAUGGGGCGACGGUUUCCUUAUUAUGUAUUCCAUCACAGACCGGAGCAGCUUUGAGUCUGUCUCACACUUAAAGAGGCUUAUUGAUCAUGUCAAGCAGACCCUAGGCAUACCUACUGUAAUAGUUGCGAAUAAAUGUGACAUGGAGAAUGGAAGGGUGGUGCGGACAGAAGAAGGACAGGCCCUUGCCAGUGAUCUGAGGUGCAGCUUCUUUGAGUUGUCUGUGGCGGAGUGUUCUGUGGCUGUCGAGUUAGCUGUUGAGAAGUUGGUACGAGAGGUGCGUCUGGAGUACCAGCGCCACCUACUGGCCAUGGACAAACGCUCACGCAUGCUCCAGAUGAGGCACGCACUGAGCCGCAAGCUUACCCGCAGCAAGACCAUGCAGUGGUGA
Salvelinus namaycush (lake trout) is the source of this 642-nucleotide messenger RNA. RefSeq lists its product as uncharacterized. The record is from RefSeq and is a predicted model, not a curated record. Gene Ontology annotation, molecular function: GTPase activity; GTP binding. Lineage: Eukaryota; Metazoa; Chordata; Actinopteri; Salmoniformes; Salmonidae. Bases 1 to 642 code for a protein of 213 amino acids. The transcript is spliced from 6 exons.